AUGCUCUGCUUCAGGGCUUUCGGCAGGCUCAGGCGAUCAGGCUGUCUGCGAGCUGGGCUGCGGCUCAAGUGCCCAGACUCAAAGGGCGUGGUGGCCAGCGUGGCGCAGCUGCUCUUCGGCUUUGGCUGCAACAUCCUGUCCUCGGACCAGUACAGCGACGUGGAGGCAGAUAUGUUUUACCAGCGUGUGGUGUUUGACUACAGCGACCUGCUGGUGGGGCCCGGCAACACCGCCAUCCUGGAGCGCGGCAUCGCCGAGGUGGCUAGAAAGUACGACAUGGACUGGCGCGUCAGCCUGGCCGCCAAGCAGAAGCGCGCCGCGCUGCUGGUCAGCAAGCUGGACCACUGCCUGUACGACCUGCUGAUCCGGGUGGAGAGCGGGGAGCUCAGCUGCGCCAUCCCAAUCAUCAUCUCCACCCAGGUGGUGGCGCGGCGCUUUGGCGUGCCCUUCCGCCACCUGCCCAUCACGCCCAAGGACCCCGCCAGCAAGGCGGCCCAGGAGGCGCAGAUCGACGCGAUACUGCAGGAGGAGGGCAUCGACCUGAUCGUGCUGGCGCGGUACAUGCAGAUCUUCUCUCGCGACUUCUGCGAGCGCCACUGGCGCCACACCAUCAACAUCCACCACUCCUUCCUGCCCGCCUUUGAGGGCGCGCGCCCCUACCACCGCGCCUACGAGCGGGGCGUGAAGGUCAUCGGCGCCACAGCGCACUACGCCACCUCGGACCUGGACUGCGGCCCCAUCAUCGCCCAGGACGUCACCCACGUGAGCCACCGAGACAGCGUGCCAGACAUGGUCCGAAAGGGCCGCGACCUGGAGCGCACGGUGCUGGCCAAGGCGGUGAGGUGGCACCUGCAGGACAGGGUGAUUGUGCACGACAACAAGACGGUGGUGUUUGAGUGA
Messenger RNA from Chlorella variabilis, 900 nucleotides. RefSeq lists its product as hypothetical. Bases 1 to 900 code for a protein of 299 amino acids. The record is from RefSeq and is a predicted model, not a curated record. Gene Ontology annotation, molecular function: formyltetrahydrofolate deformylase activity. NCBI's taxonomy places the organism in Eukaryota, Viridiplantae, Chlorophyta, Trebouxiophyceae, Chlorellales, Chlorellaceae. Gene Ontology annotation, biological process: 'de novo' IMP biosynthetic process. The transcript is spliced from 9 exons.